Periophthalmus magnuspinnatus is the source of this 2705-nucleotide messenger RNA. RefSeq names its product nuclear factor of activated T-cells, cytoplasmic 2-like. The coding region runs from base 152 to 2680 and encodes 842 amino acids. Gene Ontology annotation, molecular function: DNA-binding transcription factor activity, RNA polymerase II-specific; transcription factor binding; RNA polymerase II cis-regulatory region sequence-specific DNA binding. Gene Ontology annotation, cellular component: transcription regulator complex. NCBI's taxonomy places the organism in Eukaryota, Metazoa, Chordata, Actinopteri, Gobiiformes, Gobiidae. The transcript has 12 exons. Gene Ontology annotation, biological process: calcineurin-NFAT signaling cascade; cytokine production; regulation of transcription by RNA polymerase II. The record is from RefSeq and is a predicted model, not a curated record.
ACCUGUGCGCACAGACAGGAAGCGCGCGUUUCAUCGAACACAUUUUCACGCUUUCUGUUUUUACGCAGUUCUCACGCUACGGUCAGACGGACAACAGGACUGACAAGAGAGUAAAACUGAACUCACUGGAUACUUUGUGCACGCCUGAGAGAUGGCUUCAAGAGGCUUGGGUCUCUCUGAAGGACUGGACCAUGAUAUAAAUCAAGACGAGCUGGACUUUUCAGACUUGUUUCUGUACAACCCACCUGAGGAUUUUUCUAUUGGUCAUGACAAUGAUGACCCGCAUGGCCUACUCCCAAACCACUCCCACACCCCUCAGUUGGUGGUGGACUGUUCCAGUGCUUACCAUCUCUCCUCCUCACCCCAACUAGAACCAAAUCAGAACCCCACCGGAGAAGACCAGACCCAGUUCUCCUCACCCAUGGGUCUGUCCUCUCGUCCCUCCGAUAUCCCAGCCCCCAGUCCCAGGAUCGAGAUCACGCCUUCUGGAGACUCCCUAAACUCCCAACCACACACCCAGAAUCUGGGCUCCACAGCACUAGGUGCAUACAGGGAGUGUGCCAGCCCCGCCAGCAGUAACUCUUCUACAGGAUGGCCCACGGAAAACUGCUCCCCUCUGGCCUCACCCUGUCCCUCCCCGUCCAAUGGUGCAGGUUAUUGCGUCUCUGCUUUGGACCUCUGCCCUGGACUUCAAUCUAUCCGCACAUCAUCCACCCACUCCACCCCAGGCGGGUCACCCCACAACAGCAUCCCGGAUGACGCCUUCCUCGUCCCCCAACAACCUAACCUCCCCCCGCAACCAUCCCGCCCGCACCACCGCUCCCGCUCCUUAUCUCCACAGGGCAAACGCUCCUACCACCACCUCAACUCCUGUCCCGGGCCCACUCCCAUCAAACAGCGCUCCCGGAGCCCAAGUCCCAGUCCUGUCCCCUCUCCCAAUGAGGGGUCCUAUUACCUCCACCAGUACCAGACCACCACCCCCUUGCUGAAGGAGAUGUUGAGCAAUCCCAGUAAUUCCAUAGUGAUGCCUUCCAUGGUGGUUCACGCUCCACACAGGCCCAUACAGAGACAGGACUGCGUCUACGGGGAGGGGUUCGAGUGGAGCGGAGUGGAGCUGGACAGGGGAGUUAAAAAGGAGGGAAAGCCCGAAACCUUCUAUAUGGUACCAACAGUGUGGCCAGCUCCUCAUCCCACUCACCAUGGAGCGUUUAGUGUGUCCAUGGCCCCCCUGCCCUCCCUGGAGUGGCAACUACCGUCUGAGUUGGGGCAGUACAAGCUUGAGAUCCUGCAGCACCCCAGAGCAUUCCACCGGGCGCACUAUGAGACUGAGGGGAGCAGAGGAGCAGUGAAGACAGCCACUGGAGGACACCCAGAAGUACAGCUCUUUGGGUACUACGGCUCCUCUCCUCUCAGCCUACAGGUCUUCAUUGGUACUGCAGACGAGAAACUACUGAAGCCCCACUCAUUUUACCAGGUCCACAGAGUAACAGGAAAGACGGUUACAACUCACAGCCUGGAGAGAGCGAUCAACGGCACCAAAGUAUUAGAAAUCCCUCUGGAGCCCAAGAAUAACAUGAGAGUUGUGAUUGACUGCGUGGGGAUUCUGAAGCUAAGGAAUGCGGACAUUGAGCUACGAAAUGGGGAGACCGACAUCGGCCGUAAAAACACACGCGUGCGCCUGGUGUUCAGAGUGCACAUCCCUGAACCUGGUGGACAAUUGGUGUCACUGCAAAUCUGCUCCCUGCCCAUAGAGUGCUCCCAGCGAGCCCAGGAGAUGCCCACAGUGGAGAGACAGGACCUGGACAGAUGUUCGGUUCUUGGGGGACAACAGAUGGUUUUGACCGGGCUCAACUUCACCUCGGACUCCCGGGUCGUCUUCACAGAGAAAACACAAGAUGGAGAGCAGAUCUGGGAGGCUGAUGCAACAGUCGACAAGGACAAGACACAAUUUAACAUGCUGUUUGUUGAGGUCCCUCCAUAUCGAGAUAGGAGGAUUUGCCGCCCUGUCAAAGUCCACUUCUUUGUGAUCAAUGGGAAAAAGAACAUGAGCCAGCUGCAGCACUUCACCUACACUCCGCUCAUAGCCAUUAAAGCUGAACCAGUGGAUGACUACCAGGUGAAUUACAGCUACCAAGAAAACCUUGCAAUGUCUGGCCUCUCCAUGAAGUCCCUUUAUCAUCACACAGAGCAGGACAACACCCUCCAAGUUCUCGGGGUCUCUCCUACACUGUACAGCCAUCUUUCCACCAUAGACCCCCGAAUCCAUGGACUACUACCUGAUCAACUAGACACUUCUUAUCACCAAUACCUGUCUAACCCUUUGCUCUACCACAAGCAACGCUAUAACAACAAUUCUCCCACAAUAUCAUGUUCUACCACUCACCAAAAAGCUACUUUUUCCAAUCCCUGUGACACUAGCCAACAUGGAGAUGCCAUAGGGAGUUCUCAAGAAAUCAGAAGUUCAUAUCAGACACUGUUGGGGAAGUCACCACCAUCUAGACUGACCCAAGUCUGUAGACCAAAACCAAGCAGCGAAUCGACCAAUCAGGGAAACUCGGGAAGAAGUGACCAGGAAGAACCAGAGAGGACAACCGUGAAACAAGAACAUAUCAGCUACACUUAUCUGGAGGAUGUGAAUGACAUCAUAAGAAGAGACCUCACAGACCCCAGUUUGAAAUAAUUACAAUUUUGAAUUCUUAUACCCA